Molecule: messenger RNA, 1421 nt
Organism: Coprinopsis cinerea okayama7#130
Lineage: Eukaryota; Fungi; Basidiomycota; Agaricomycetes; Agaricales; Psathyrellaceae
Exons: 5
Coding region: 81-1421 (446 amino acids)
Molecular function (GO): protein binding
Source: RefSeq, a predicted model, not a curated record
CUUUUUUCUGUCUCUCCCCUCUGUACUUUAUAACUAUUGCACCCCAGCGCUUUCUUUCCUAUACCUAGGGCCAGGCAAAAAUGGCGACAGUGCAAAACCCCGACACAUCAUACAACGACCCGCAACAUCAGUCGCAGCAGCUGCAGGCCCAGCCAUCCUCUCUAUCCAACGACGACACCAGCACGCCCAAACAGCACCUUGAUGUCGGGAACCACACAGCGACGUCGAUCUCCCAGCCGAGGAUUGUAUUGGACGACCCGCCAGCCUCGGCCUCGGUGAACCAACAGCCGCUAAGUCAACCCAUAGCUGCGCACGGAGGAGGGAUGGGACAUGUAGGAGAUUCGUACGCCGUCGGUGCACCCACUACUUCAGAAAAACUAGCAGACAACCUCGUUCUGAGUGUAACUCUCGUGCUCGCAGUCCUCUUCUGGAUAAUGACACUAAUAACCCAAUCAAUCGUCACCGCCCGACGCGGUAACUUAACAGUCGGAGCCGCAUGGUUCGGCCUCUUCCUGCAACUCCUCCUCAUCCUCCUCCUCUCCUCCCUCCUCUUCAACCCUCACACCUUUUUGCCACCGCACCACAUCCAACUAUCCACCCUCGCAGCCCUCGUCCUCGUCUUCGCUGCCUACGCAGUCGAGCGGAACAUCCACGACCCGCCGGACCCCAGCCAGCGCGCGCUCGCCGCCGCCUGGCUCCUCACCAUCUUCGUCGACUUGGUGUGGGUUAUGUACUUCACGGCCCCGCCUGGCAGCCUUAUCGCGCGCGUUGUGGAGAAUGGAAGGGGCCCGGCGGUGCACCCUGCUGCUCUGGGUGCUUACACCCCCGGAGCAGGUGUAGGCGUUGGGGGAGGACAGAGUGUUGUUAAGGGCGGUCUUGAAGGCGGCGCCAACACGGGAAUGACGCACACACCGAUGGAACUCGCGCCUCUCGGUCCAACACCACGACAUUCCGCCAUCCGCACCGCGUCCAUCACCCAACGAUCCUCCGGGCCAGGCGUAGCCGAUACCUCAACGGAAGUCUCCAACCUCGGUGUCCCUACUAACGGAACUGGAAUUGGAGGAGGGGGAUCGGUGGUGGGCAGCGAAACAGGCGGCAGGAAGAGUCCAUGGAGCUUUGGUGGACGGGAUAAGGAGAGGGAGAGGGAGCAGGCUGCGAGAGCGCAGCAGCAGCAGCAGGCGCUGCAACAACCCGUCUCCCCCGGUGGUGCACAGAGCGAUUGGGCGAGGGAGAUGCAGAGUUUGCCAAAAGCUGAGGCGUUGUUCGGAUACACUGCGGCUAAAGAAGACCCGGGCGAACUAUCGUUCAAGAAGGGCGAGAUUUUGUAUAUUUUGGAUCGUUCUGGCAAGUGGUGGGAGGCGAGGAAGGCGGAUGGGACUACUGGCAUCGCUCCCUCGAACUACCUCCGACUCGUCGAGUAA